AUUUUUUUUAUUACAUCUUUAAUUUUAAUUAUUUUAGUAAUAGUUUCUGUCGGUUUUUUCACUUUAUUAGAACGCAAGGUUCUAAGUUAUAUACAGAUUCGCAAAGGCCCAAAUAAAGUAGGUUUUAUGGGCUUACUACAACCUUUUAGAGAUGGUAUUAAGCUUUUUUUAAAGGAGCAGGUUUGACCAAUUGAUUCUAAUUCAUUAAUUUAUUAUUUAUGCCCUUUAUUUAGUUUGAUUCAAUCUUUAUUUAUUUGGUGUUUAUUUCCUUUUUAUUGAAAUUGUAUUAGAUUUGUUUUUGGUAUGUUAUUUUUUUUAUGUUGUUCUAGACUUAGAAUUUAUGGUCUUAUUAUUUGUGGCUGAUCUUCAAAUAGAAGUUAUUCUAUGUUAGGAUGUAUUCGUAGAAUUUCACAGGCUAUUUCUUAUGAGGUUUCACUAUCUUUAAUUAUAUUAUGUUUUUUUUUAAUAAUUAAUGGUUACAAUUUUAUUAAUUUUUUUGUUUUUCAGAUUAGUAGAUGAUUUUUUUUUUGUUCAGUUCCUAUAUUUUUAUGCUGAUUUUCUUGUUGUUUAGCUGAGAGAAAUCGUACACCAUUUGAUUUUUCUGAGGGGGAAAGUGAAUUAGUUUCUGGAUUUAAUAUUGAGUAUGGUUCUGGCGGAUUUGCUUUAUUAUUUAUUUCUGAAUAUGCUAGUAUUAUUUUUAUUUCUAGUUUAACUGUUAUUAUUUUUUUUGGGGGUGAUUUUUAUAGAUUUAUUUUUUUUUAUCAAGUUAAUUUUUUUUGUUUUUUAUUUAUUUGAGUUCGUUGUUCUUUUCCUCGGUUUCGUUAUGAUAAACUUAUAUAUUUAGCAUGGAAGUGUUAUCUUCCUAUUUCUUUAAGUUUUAUUAUUUUUUUUGUUUUUAUUAAGGUUUUAGUCUUUUAUCAUUUUUUUUUGUAA
Molecule: messenger RNA, 933 nt
Organism: Homalodisca vitripennis (glassy-winged sharpshooter)
Lineage: Eukaryota; Metazoa; Arthropoda; Insecta; Hemiptera; Cicadellidae
Source: the annotation of a RefSeq genome assembly